GACUGAAACGUUCAGGUGUCCUGGUCCAGGUGUGUUCCGGUGUGCUUUGACUGGACUGGUGUUUGUUAUGACCCAGGAGGCGGAGCUGCGGUACAACACUGUCCAAUGGGAUGAGAACCUCCUCCAAUCAGCUAGCAGGAUUGCUGCAGGGCCGCUGUUUGACAUCAAGUGUUCAGAGGAUGGAGCAGUCUGUCAGCUCCACCUCCCCCACUGUGACACCAAGGAAGCGCUGCUUGUUGACGGCCUGCUGUCUGUCGUCCACAUCUCUGAUGAUGGGAUGAGCAUCUUGGAGCCGCUGAAGAUCACAGACACUCAUGUGGUCCUGAAGGUCCCCCACCUCUCUGCCUUGGGCCUCGUCUGGGAUUUCAUUAGAAGAUUUGUGAACCUCUCGCUGCCGAUAGAGGCCCAAGUUCUGCUGAUCCUCCGGUCUUCGUACACUGCUGGUCCAGUUCUCAAUGUGUUGCUGUUGCCUGGCAACAUCCCUUUAAAUGAGGUCAAAGAGCAAUACGAAGACGCCGAGCACAUCCCCAUCCCUUCCUACUGUGAUGUCAGAUUCGGUCAGAGUUACAGAGUCCACUGUGAGCCUGGUGUCCACAGGAUCCAGCCUGAAAGGGCUCCAUUUCGCUUAAGGUAUGGACCAAAUUACCAUCCGACGUUUCAAGUUCUCCUGGAGACGAUCCCAGAGGACGUGACUUUAAUAUUCCAGGACAGCGAGAGGACAGACGUCUGGAGACGUGACUUGCAUCUGAGAGAUUUCUACCGGUGCACGCAGCAGUUGGACAUCUCAGAAGACGCCAUAGAAAGCCAUGCAGUCUUGCCUUUACACUGCCUUACUACUGGUACAUUAAUUGGAUACCAUGCUAUUUUUUUGCUUGCUUUCACAAUGAUAUUUAAUUGUGGUAUCUGUGACUUUAGAAAUACCUCAGUUUCUGACUAUGUGAAACAUUGUAGAACCCAUAGAAACAGUAACAAGGCUAUUUUUCCCAGUGGGUUUCCAGACUGUGGAAGAAGCUUUUCGUCUUACAAUUCUUUUAAUGUGCACUUGUCCAGAUUUCACCACAAAGGGAGGAAGCUGUCUUUUAAUCGUAACAUAUCUGUGCCGUUAAAGUGUUCUUGGGAGUUUUGUGGCAAAGAAUGUGAAAGCAUAAAAGGUCUCGUAGCUCACCUUAAGUGUCAUUUGCAAGAGGGUCUUGAAGUGACGUGUCCUUAUAGUGGAUGUGCAAAGGCCUUUAAAGUCAUAUCCUCUUUUACAUCUCAUUUAUCAAGAUGUCACAAGCAGUGUGAUGUUACACAUAUUGAUCAAAGUUAUAUCAGGGAAACAACAGAGUAUGCACCUAAAAGGUGCUUUUAA
Molecule: messenger RNA, 1351 nt
Organism: Etheostoma spectabile (orangethroat darter)
Lineage: Eukaryota; Metazoa; Chordata; Actinopteri; Perciformes; Percidae
Exons: 6
Coding region: 68-1351 (427 amino acids)
Source: RefSeq, a predicted model, not a curated record